Messenger RNA from Linepithema humile (Argentine ant), 661 nucleotides. Its product is annotated as odorant receptor Or2-like. Gene Ontology annotation, molecular function: olfactory receptor activity; odorant binding. NCBI's taxonomy places the organism in Eukaryota, Metazoa, Arthropoda, Insecta, Hymenoptera, Formicidae. Gene Ontology annotation, biological process: detection of chemical stimulus involved in sensory perception of smell; sensory perception of smell. Gene Ontology annotation, cellular component: plasma membrane. The record is from RefSeq and is a predicted model, not a curated record.
UGUUAUGGUACUAAUAUGUGCAUUCGAUACCUUGUAUUUAUCACUAGUCGAACACUGCUGCGGUCUAUUCGCGGCUUUAAGAUUUCGACUGGAGCACGCCUUCGAAUUGGAAAAUAAUGAUUCUAUUUUGACGUGCACCACGACGUCAAAGAAAAAUAAAUCGUACUCAAAUGUGGUGUAUAGCAUUCGGAGACACGCAGAAGCAAUACAAUUUGUUACAAUUAUGGAAUCAACAUACAGUAUUCCUCUUUUUAUACAUAUGGGAUGUACCAUGUUAGUGUUAAGUGUAUUAGGAUAUCAGGUGUUAACGAACAUGGGAAACCUUAAUCUCGUUUUGCAUCACAGUAGCUAUUUGAAUGGGCUUUUAAUAAAUCUAUUUUUUGAAAAUUGGCAAGGUCAGAAAAUUAUAGAUUCCAGCGAGAAGGUGUUUGACUCCGCAUAUAAUACAGAAUGGUAUAACAUGCCAAUAAUGGCAAGAAAGCUUCUUAUAAUGAUCAUGAUGAACAGUAAAAAACCAUUGAUAGUAAGUGGCGGUCAUAGAUUCAUCGUGAUGUCAUACGUAACUUUCAACGCAAUUUUGCGGAUGUCGAUGUCAUACUUUAUGCUAUUACGAUCUGUGUAGCAUAAUACAUAAUGGUUAUAUUUAUAUAUUAUCGUUUAU